AUGGCUGCGCCAAAUGAUGAAGAGAAGGAAGAUUUGUUGCUGGCGUGUCGAUAUGGAGACUUGCAAGAUGUUCAACAGUUUGUAGCUCAAUUCGGAGCAGAAGGUCUGGCUUCUAUCCAGGACGACAAUGCAAACACCGUCUUGCACAUGGCAUGCGGCAAUGGACACUUGGACAUACUGCAAUAUCUGCUCCCCAUUGUACCAUCAUCGCUCAUAUCCGCGCAGAACACCUCAAAAUCAACGCCACUGCACUGGGCCGCUCUGAACGCGCAUCUCGAGAUCGUCCAGGCCCUAGUCAAAUUUGAAGGCGGACCUGGAAUCGACUUAAUCGACAUAAAAAACACUGCCGGUCGUACACCUCUCGGCGAGGCCGAGCUCGCAGGCUGGGAUGAGGGCGCAGCAUGGCUGGUCAGAAUGAUGAACCUGGAUGCCGGUGAUGGGGAGAACAAGGAAGGAGAGGAUUCGGAAGCUGGGGGAGCGGAGGACAUCGCUGCACAGGAUAUAGAGGUUGAGAUACAGGACGCGGACGGAAAGAUCGCACGAAUGACUAUUGGGGGCAACCAAAGUAGUUAG
Messenger RNA from Pleurotus ostreatus (oyster mushroom), 573 nucleotides. RefSeq lists its product as uncharacterized. The transcript is spliced from 2 exons. The coding region runs from base 1 to 573 and encodes 190 amino acids. The record is from RefSeq and is a predicted model, not a curated record. Lineage: Eukaryota; Fungi; Basidiomycota; Agaricomycetes; Agaricales; Pleurotaceae. Gene Ontology annotation, molecular function: protein binding.